Messenger RNA from Pocillopora verrucosa, 652 nucleotides. RefSeq lists its product as uncharacterized. NCBI's taxonomy places the organism in Eukaryota, Metazoa, Cnidaria, Anthozoa, Scleractinia, Pocilloporidae. The record is from RefSeq and is a predicted model, not a curated record.
AGUUUAAAGCGUCAUUUACCUCGCAGCGUCGCCGGGAGUAAAGCUUUGCGAAAGUGAAGAAUCCUUGAAAAGUCUUGCAUACAGAGACGAAGAUGACUGCCAAAGUUUUCUUCUUCGUUAUUGCCGUUCUAUUUGUGAUGCAAAUUGAAGCUAAUCCUCUGUACGACCGAGAUUUUUUUCGGAGACUGCACAUGCAGCCAGUGAUGGACGAACACCCGGAUGCAUACGCACGUCGACGGCUAGAGCCAAUGAUGGACGAGACUCCAGAUGAGUACAUUGCUCGACGUGAAGAGCUCAUAUACGGCAGGGGACUCUGUGAGAAUGAAAACAAGGCGUACUGCGAACAAUGGAAAGCGUAUUGUGACCAACCCGCUUUUUUUAUAAAUGAAAAUCGCUAUAAAAUGUUUGUCAACAAGAUGUGCACAGCGGCUUGUAACAGAUGCAAAUAGGUAAAGACGUGGUCCUUUUCGUAGAAACACAUGGUUUUGAUGCAAGUUUUUUUCAAUCUUGUCGAGGCAAAAUGAUUUGUGAUGCAGAGUAGCUGUAGUCGAUAGCUUCAUUAGAUAAAAUUCAUUUUUGUACUUUAUGGCAGUACAUCCUUGUAAGUAAAAAUGUUGAUUUUUGAUUAACAAUUAAAUCCUAAUUACAAUAA